This is a messenger RNA of Sorghum bicolor (sorghum), 1500 nucleotides long. RefSeq lists its product as uncharacterized. The coding region runs from base 1 to 1500 and encodes 499 amino acids. The transcript is spliced from 3 exons. The record is from RefSeq and is a predicted model, not a curated record. Gene Ontology annotation, molecular function: protein dimerization activity. Lineage: Eukaryota; Viridiplantae; Streptophyta; Magnoliopsida; Poales; Poaceae.
AUGGUUGAUUGGUAUAAGGAUAAGGUAGAUAUAGUCAAUGAUGCAUAUGAAAAAGGUUCUAAAAAUUGCCAGAUGAUAUCUCCUGAUAUACAAAAGGAUCUUGCAAAAGCUUGUGCUGAGGAAGUCACAGCUGUCAGUAUGGAUGAGAUCCUUGGUAGAAAAUUCUCAGUGCUUAUUGAUGAAUCUCGGGAUGUAUCAAUAAAAGAGCAAAUGGCAGUGAUUCUAAGGUUUGUGAAUGAUAAAGGGCAAGUGGUGGAGAGACUUCAGCAUGUUCAGAGUUGUACAGCUAUUAUAUUGAAAGAGGCUUUGGUCAAUAUUGCAGAUUUCUUUAACUAUGUUCCUUUAAUAGUCACCAAUGUGGGUGCAUCUUGUAUGAGAAAAGAUGCGUUGCUUGCAAAGCAUCAAGAUGUGUUGCUAAAAAAGAUUGAGAAGGGUGAGAUUAUGACUGGAAGAGGUUUAAAUCAAGAAAGUAGCCUAGCUAGGCCAGGAGAUACUAGAUGGGGUUCACAUCUUAAAACUUUGCUUCGCAUUUUGGUGAUGUGGGAGGCUAUCAUAGAUGUGCUUGAGAUAGUGAAGAAAGAUUCUUUUAAACCAAGAAAUAACGGUGGAGCUUUAGGUUUAAUUGAAAAAAUGGAGAGCUUUGGUUUUGUGUUCAUCCUGCAUUUGAUGAUACAGUUGUUGAGCAUGACAGAUAUUUUGUCACAAGCUUUGCAAAAGAAGGAUCAAGACAUAGUUGAAGCAAUGCAUUUGAUCUCAGAUGUGAAAGAUAGCUUGCAGGAUAUGAGGGAAAAUGGAUGGGAGCCAUUACUCAAAAGAGUGAUAACAUUUUGUGAGAAGAAUGAGAUUGAAGUGCCGGAUAUGGAUAAGGAAAUAAAUGUUAGAGGGACAUCUAGAAGAAGGAAGCAAAAGGUAACAAACAUGCAUUACUAUCAUGUUGAACUUUUUCUGGUCGCCAUUGAUGCCCUCUUGACUGAGAUGAAUCACCGGUUUAGUGAAACUAGUUCAGAGUUAUUAGUAUGUAUGGCUGCUUUUAACCCAAGGAACUCCUUCUCUAAUUUUGAUGUGUACAAACUUGUGAGGCUUGCUGAAAUUUAUGCCGAUGAUUUUGAUAUUGGUGAACUUGCUGUUUUGCCAAAUCAUCUUACACAGUUUGUCAACCGUGCUAGAAGAACUCCAGACUUUCUUGGAUGCACUGAGCUUGGAAAAGUUGCUGAAAUUAUGGUCAAGACUAAAAUGCAUACAUCUUAUAAAUUGGUUUAUCAUCUCAUUGAGCUAAUCUUGAUACUACCGGUGGCAACAGCUUCAGUUGAGAGAAUAUUUUCAGCCUUGAACAUUAUAAAGACAGAUUUGCGCAAUAAAAUGGGUGAUGAAUGGCUCAAUGAUUUGAUGAUAUGUUAUACUGAGAAGGAGAUAUUUAGAAAGAUUGAUAAUAGAAAGAUCAAAAAGCGGUUUCAAGAGAUCUCUUCUAAAUUUAUAAUUUGGAGGUCCAUAUAUGUAUGA